Molecule: messenger RNA, 3006 nt
Organism: Ooceraea biroi (clonal raider ant)
Lineage: Eukaryota; Metazoa; Arthropoda; Insecta; Hymenoptera; Formicidae
Gene: Inx7
Product: innexin 7
Biological process (GO): phototransduction
Cellular component (GO): gap junction; plasma membrane
Molecular function (GO): gap junction channel activity
Source: RefSeq, a predicted model, not a curated record
AGAUCUCAUCGAUUGCCAGCUCGAAGCUGACUACACUCCGACCCGCGCCAUCUAAUUCCGUUAUCUUGCUCGCUUAUCUGAGCGAGCGUCUUGACAAUAAUAACUCCUUCGAUAAUUGCCGAGUUUUGUGGCGCUGCGUCCAGGGUGCUGCGUAAUCGCGCCGUGCCUGAUAACGGCUAUGUGAAAGCUUUCCAAAGUUUUCAGUACGUUCCCGAUCGGUACCCUAUCUGGAUUAUUGUUGAGCGUUGCUCGCACGCGCAAAGUCCGCCGAUGUGCGAGCACAGAAGCAACGCUUGUUAGCAUCGCGGAACGUAAAAACCGAGCUUGCCGUCUUGCUUUCUGGUUUCUGCAACGCGAGCGGCAUACGCUAGUUAAUUAUUUGAUUUUCGUCACUCAGCAUCGUGGGAAACUCAUCGCCAUGACACCCCCCGCCACCGUCUUCGCCGCCUUCUCGGUCCUCAAAGACCACGUGAAAUUGAAAAUCAACCAGAACUCGGUGUCCAUCGACAAUAUCGUUUUCAGACUGCACUACAGAGCUACGUUUCUGCUGCUUCUCGUUGCGUCGAUCCUCGUGUCCUCCAGGCAGUUUAUCGGGGAACAUAUAAGAUGUAUCACCGACACCGGGAUACCGACCAAAGUCAUCGAGACCUAUUGCUUCUUCAUGUCCACGUACACCGUGGUGAAGCAUCUGAACGCUACCGCGUUGGAGAACGGUGAAAUACCGCAUCCGGGGGUUGGCCCGAUGAGCAAAGACGACCCCGUCAUCCACCACCAUUACUAUCAAUGGGUGCCGUUCGUCCUGUUCUUCCAAGCGCUUCUCUUCUACCUGCCGCACUACAUGUGGCGAAAGGCGGAAGGCGGUCGGCUGAAAAUGCUGGUAUCAGGAUUACACCUGGCGUCUCUGUCGCUCAGCGAGCAAGAGCUGAAGGUAAACGAUAACAUGAAAAUACCGUCGAUGAAGGAGCGCGACGAGAAGAUACAGCAGAUCCGCAUCGCCUUCAUAAACCGCCUGCACCUGAACCGUCCGUGGGCAUACUUCCUCGGCUUUUGCGAGGUCCUGAAUUUAAUGAACGUGAUGAUGCAAAUUUACCUGACCAACUGGUUCCUCGGCGGUGCCUUCCUGACCCUGGGCCAGGCGGUGUCCGAGCCGUUACCAAAGGACAAGAUGAAUCCGCUCGACGUUAUCUUUCCGAAGGUGACCAAGUGCAUCUUCCACAAGUACGGUCCUUCUGGCACCAUACAGAAGCACGACGCGCUGUGCGUGAUGGCGCUCAACAUCGUUAACGAGAAGAUCUAUACGGUCCUCUGGUUCUGGUUCGUUGUGCUGGCGUUGAUAACCGGUUUGGGAUUGCUUUGGAGACUGCUGACCAUGGUCCUUCACGCCAGGAGCACGACAUUCAACAAGAUAGUGUUCACCAUAGCUUGCCCCGGAAAGUACAACCCGUGGAACGUGCUCAAGGUCACGCAUGAGUAUUACUUCGGUGACUGGUUGUUCCUCUACUACAUCGCUAAGAACCUGGACAACUACGUGUUCAAGCAGCUCCUGCAGGAGCUGGCGGAGGACCUGGAACAUCGGCACCACGCGCGUUACAAAAUCGUGCCGGUAGACGUGGAGCAAGAGUUGCUGAAAGUGAACAAUUGAAGAAAGUAGGAGGAGUGGGAGAUCAAGCAAUGAACCUUCGAAAAAACGAUCAUCGAUCGCUGAACAGUGAAUAUUUUUCUUUCAGCCAUCCUAACUUUUGGAGGAACACGAAAGACACUAGAGUGAAACAGUUAUGAUCUUUCCGCAACGUUUUCGCACUAUUGCCUCGGACAGCAGCUCAAGUCUUGACUUAUUAUAAUUUCUUAUAUUGAGACUUAUUAUAAUUAUUAUAAUUAUAAUUUCAGUAUACUGGAAAUUUCUAAAAAAUUCGCGCGGGAAGAGGUUUACAGGAAGCCAAUAGUAUUUUAAUUACUACAAAUAAAUUAAAUAUUGUUAUAAAAUAAAGGAGUAAGUAUUCGAUAUUUGUGAUAAUUAAUAAAUUCAUAUAUCAUACAAAUAUCGAGUAUUCGCUCAACGAGUAAGUAGAAAUCCGCGAUCGCGUAUCGAUGCUGCAGUCUCGGAUGUUUUACAACUUUGUCACGUCGCGAUUACGUGUUCGAGACUGUCCCGCACAGAGGCGCAAUGCGCCGAGCAGCGACAUUGUGCACGCUGUCUGCUGUGCACGUAUAUGCGCAAGCUAUUGUCGUAACUCUGCCAAACGCCGAGAGAUUGCCCCUUUGAAACGAACGCGGACGCGCGUUAGCGCGAUUUAUCGCGAUUGCAGGAUAAUGCGUCUCGCGUGCACCGCAAAUUCGCGUUUGCGAGCACACAUGUGCGCGCCACGCGUGACACAACUGCAUCGUCACGAUCGCAUAUCCGAUCGCGUCUUUUAACGAUCCCGCCUGCUCGGGAAGCCUGCGUGCAUGCGCUCGCAGCAUGUAUGUAUGUAUGUGUGUACAUAUGUACACGCGUGCAAAUAGCGCACGGCCUCCGUACGUUGCUCCGACCCGAUAAACGACUGGACAAUAGUUCGGCUUGUUAAGUCGUUAAACCAUUGAUUGGAAUUGUGCCGUGGCCUACUAUCGACCAGUCGCAUUCGAUACGAUUUAGACUUUACGACAACUGCAUCGGAUUCUGCAGCCGUUUAUCAGUUUAGCACUCCGUUGCGCGUCUCAGAAACGUUCGAAAAUCCCGACGUCAGCUGCAGACGCGUUUUUGCUUCGUACAUUAGCACCUUUCGGGCGUCAAUAUUUAUAAUGUAAAUGAGAAAUAUCAUUUUCAUGCGAACCAUGUCCAGCUAAAUAAUUGUAUUUAAUUACUCAUGAAAACAUAUAGCGAGAGAAGAAAAAUGUCAAGAGACUUUAUAUGUCUUUUUCCUUUAACAUGUGUUCUUGUUUUAAAGAUAAUGGCAUGAACAUGUUGUACACACGUGCAUCUUUGAUACAAAUAAAUAAAAAUAAAAAAAAACAAUUAAAACAGAAUAA